AUGGAGGAUAAGCUGAAGCUCGUUGAGGCCGAGUCGGUGAAGAAGUUCGCCUUCUUCGGUGUUGCCGUCUCAACUGUGGCCACGCUAACAGCUAUCGUGGCAGUCCCAAUGCUCUGCAUUUACAUGCAGAACGUGCAGUCUGGUCUGCAAGACGAGAUCAACUUCUGCCGCACCAGAGCACAAGGACUCCGUGGCGAGUACACGAAGCUCGAGUCAUUCCGCAAGGUUGAGAGCCGAGAGAAGAGGCAAACUUAUCAGUGCUGCUCUUGCGGAAUGGGACCAGCAGGUCCGGUUGGAAAUCCUGGACAAGAUGGCGCCCCUGGAAAUGAUGGACGACCGGGAGCUCCUGGAGCUCCUGGACCUGAUGCUCCUAACGAUCAUGUCAUUCCUCGUGCUGAAGACUUUUGCUUCGAGUGCCCACCGGGACCUGUUGGUUCUCCUGGACAGCCCGGACCCAAGGGACAACCUGGUACCCCUGGAGCACCCGGAGACCAAGGACCGAAUGGACGACCAGGAGCACCUGGAGCCCCUGGCCCUCAGGGACCACCUGGACCUAGCGGAAACGAUGGCCAGCCUGGACAGCCCGGAGCUCCUGGUCAAGUGCGCACUGUUCCAUCUCCCCCUGGUCCACCAGGACAGCCCGGAGAGCCAGGACCACAAGGACCACCCGGACCGGACGGACGCCCAGGAAACCCUGGUACUUCUGGAUCCCCUGGACCUCAAGGAGACCCAGGACAGGAUGGAGCACCCGGAAAUCCUGGAGCACCUGGAGAGCCAGGAGCUCCCGGAAAGGACGGCAACAAGGGUUCUUGCGACCACUGCCCACCACCGCGUACUGCUCCCGGAUAUUAA
Messenger RNA from Cooperia oncophora, 852 nucleotides. The record is from the annotation of a GenBank genome assembly. NCBI's taxonomy places the organism in Eukaryota, Metazoa, Nematoda, Chromadorea, Rhabditida, Trichostrongylidae.